This is a messenger RNA of Ambispora gerdemannii, 1722 nucleotides long. NCBI's taxonomy places the organism in Eukaryota, Fungi, Glomeromycota, Glomeromycetes, Archaeosporales, Ambisporaceae. The record is from the annotation of a GenBank genome assembly.
AUGAGUGAAGGUGCCUUUAAACAAAAUUUUUCGAGUAGUUCAAAGAGUAGGUUUGAAUUUGAUUUUGACAAUAAAAAAGUAAUAUUCGAAAUCGACCAAUUGGCCAGCAAGAGUGAUAAAUCAGUUAUUUGUCGUUAUGGUAACACUACUGUUUUAACGGUUUUAACGGUUAAACAACUGACAAAAAGUGUUAACUCUUUUUUCCCACUCACUAUUACUUUUGACGAGAAGUUUUAUGCAGUGGGUCGUAUUCCUAAUGUCUUUGGUAAACGAGAAGGAAGGCCCAGUUACGACGCCAUUACUGCCGCUCGACUAAUUGAUCGUUCAUUGCGGAGUUUUUUUCCUUUUCCUAGUAAUCAGGAAGUCCAAAUAACUAAUUCUGUUCUUUCGCUGGACUCCGAAUCGGCGGUAAUUGUCGGUCAGGAAGAAAAGGAUUUCGUUUGUAAUCCUAGUAGUGACAAGUUAAACAGUUCACCGUUAGAAUUAAUUGUUAGUGCGACCGAGGAAAAAGUUACUAUGCUGGAAGCUAGAGCCCAAGAAAUAAGGGAAACCGAAUUAGAAAAAGCUAUCGCAUUCGCCCACCAGAAAAUUCAGACAUUAAUUGGUUUUUUUCAACAUAUUGCUAGCAGUUUGGGGGUUAAGAAAAAUAAAAUGGAGGUUGAAUUAAAAGAAAUAACUAGUGACAAAUGGUUAGAAGAAAAAGGAGAUUCUUAUUUAGGCGAAGAAAAAAAAAUGAAAGAGGUUCGGCAGCAAUUAACCAAAGAAUAUUGUGCCAAAAAUCCCCAACUAGAAGAAGAAUUUGUGAAAGACUUGGUGCGGCUGGAUGGUCGGGGAGCCGAUCAUAUUCGAUCUUUAGAAAUUCAAAUUGACUUUUUGCCCAAUGUUCAUGGUAGUGCAGUCUUUGCCCGGGGCGAAACCAAGGUUCUUUCGGUAAUAACCAUUGGUAAAAUCAGCGAAAAACAGUUAGUUGACAGCAUUUUCAACCGUUCUUAUAAGCAUUUUAUUCAUCAUUAUAAUUUCCCCCCCUUUGCCGUUAAUGAAAUUGCUAGUUAUCGAGCUGUUUCUCGUCGCGAAAUCGGUCAUGGUGAGUUGGCAGAAAAAACCUUUGAUUACUUAAUUCCUUCUUCUGAUUCAUUUCCUUACACAGUUCGGGCUGUCUCGGAAGUUCUUUCCUCAGAUGGUUCUUCUUCCCAAGCCUCAAUUUGCGCUACCUCUUUAUCGCUAAUGACGGCGGGAGUUCCGCUAAUUAGACCGGCGGCUGGCAUCGCCUUGGGCUUGUUUGAAGGUCAGAUUUAUAGUGAUAUUAAUGGAUUGGAGGACAAGUUGGGGGAAAUGGAUUUUAAAAUUGCCGGGACCGAAAAAGGCAUUUGCUCAAUUCAAUUAGAUGUCAAAAACCACGGAAUUAGUCAAGAAUUAAUAAAAACGAGCUUCGUCAAGGCUCACCAAGUCCGACUUCGUUUGUUAGAGGAAAUGAAAAAGAAUAUUUACCAGCCUCGUCCGAAUUUACCAGCCCAAGUUAUUAAAUGCCGCCGUUUUGCUGUGGAAAAAGAAAAAAUAGGUUUAAUUAUUGGGCCGCGGGGUAAGACCAUUAAUCAACUUGCUGAGGAAACUGGCUCCACCAUCGAAGUUCAGCCGGACGGUUAUAUACUUAUUUAUCACCAAGAAGAGGACAAGUUAGAGAAAACUUACCAAGCAAUUAAAAAUAUAAUUAAAAGUAGUUGA